Chilo suppressalis (striped riceborer) is the source of this 5378-nucleotide messenger RNA. NCBI's taxonomy places the organism in Eukaryota, Metazoa, Arthropoda, Insecta, Lepidoptera, Crambidae. The record is from the annotation of a GenBank genome assembly.
UGUCCGCUGGCUACGGGCAAACAUGAUCGUUUGCUAACUUACGAGUGCGCGGUCCGAAAUACGAAUUGGAAUUUCGAAUUAUAUCACGUCGCGUAAAAAAGUAUGUGUGCGUGGUUUUGACUUUAGUUUUUUUUUUGGGUUUUAUGGCGUGGCGUGUGCGGUGUUUGGCGCGACACAGAUGAAGUAUACCAGUCAAAGCCUAUUAUGACUUAACCCGGAAACCACUGGAAAAUGACGUGCCCAUUCCGCCGUGCGUCGUCGCAGCAUCAGUUCGCGAACGGAGCCGGCUCUGGCGGCAAACGGCCGGAGUUCCGGUCACGGCAGUCGUCCGUACACCUGCCCGGACCGGAUGAGGAGGAUCACGGAGAGAGGAACACGUUGACAUUAAGGAACUUAAGCGAGGCGCUUCAGCUGCUGACUGCGCCGUCGAACGAGUGCCUCCAUGCGGCUGUGUCGUCGCUCACAAAGAACCAAGCGGAAUACCAUGAAAAAUAUAAUUGUUUACGGAGAUUGCCUGAUGACGUGAGGACGUGUAGAAAUUAUGCAUAUUUACAAGAGAUAUAUGAUGCUGUACGGGCGACUGAUAAUGUUAACACCAAAGAUUUUAUGGCGAAACUAGGCGAAUAUUUAAUUUUAACGGCAUUUUCACACAAUUGCCGAUUAGAGAGAGCUUUUAAAUGUUUAGGCACCAAUUUAACUGAAUUUCUGGCCACACUAGACAGCGUGCACGAUGUAUUACACGACCAGGAUGAUGCACUCAAAAACGAAACAGUGGAGUACGAAGCGGCAUUCGUGUGCACAACGUCGCAAGAGGGCAAGAUCGAGCUACACCUAACGACAGAAAGUGAGCCUGUCGCUUACUUACUGGUCGGCAGCCUUAAGAUGAUAGCCAAGAGGCUGUAUGACACCCAAACUGAUAUAAGACUGAGAAGCUAUACAAACGACCCUAGGAGAUUUAAAUAUGAAAUAAACGCCGUACCAUUAAAACAGAUAUCGAACGAUGAAAGUAGUGAAUCGGAACAAGAGACUGUGUCAUUAGCGUCUUCGAGUAAAGCCACUGAUCUCAAAAUUGGUGUUGCCAGCUUUUGCAAGGCUUUCCCGUGGCAUUUUGUGACGGACAAACGACUGGAGAUGGUGCAGUUGGGUGGCGGGUUCAUGCGUCUCUUCGGGACAUACCUGGCGACCCACGGCUCAUCACUCGGCACUUACUUCAGACUGCUCCGGCCCAGAGGGGUCCCCCUGGACUUCCGCGAGAUAUUGAAACGCGUCAACACACCGUUCAAUUUUUGCUUGAAAUUGCCUGGAUCCGCUUCAUUGGCUGACGGUUUAGAGCUCAAGGGCCAGAUGGUGUUUUGUUCAGAGUCAGAUUCCCUCCUGUUUGUCGGAUCUCCGUUCCUGGACGGACUCGAGGGACUGACAGGAAGGGGACUGUUUAUAUCCGACAUCCCGCUGCAUGAUGCUACCAGAGACGUGAUCUUGGUCGGGGAACAGGCGAGAGCGCAAGACGGUCUACGAAGAAGAAUGGAUAAGCUCAAGAACUCAAUAGAAGAAGCUAGCAAAGCUGUCGAUAAAGAGCGAGAGAAGAAUGUUAGUCUUCUGCAUUUGAUAUUUCCGCCUCACAUCGCUAAAAGACUGUGGUUGGGUGAGAAGAUUGAAGCCAAGAGCCACGAUGACGUCACAAUGUUGUUCAGCGACAUCGUGGGGUUCACGUCCAUCUGCGCCACAGCCACGCCGAUGAUGGUGAUCGCCAUGUUGGAGGACCUUUACAGCAUUUUUGACGUUUUCUGCGAGCUCCUGGACGUCUAUAAGGUGGAGACAAUAGGUGACGCAUACUGCGUCGCGAGCGGCCUUCACCGGAAGAUAGACACGCAUGCUCCGCAAAUCGCAUGGAUGGCACUACGCAUGGUUGAGACAUGCGCACAACAUUUAACUCACGAAGGAAACCCGAUUAAGAUGCGCAUCGGACUCCAUACGGGCACGGUCCUAGCCGGAGUGGUGGGCAAGACCAUGCUGAAGUAUUGCCUGUUCGGGCACAACGUCACGUUGGCCAAUAAGUUCGAGUCAGGUUCGGAGCCGCUGAUGAUCAACGUUAGUCCUACCACUUACGAGUGGCUAAUAAAAUUCCCCGGUUUCGAGAUGGAGCCAAGGGACCGCUCGUGCCUCCCGAAUUCGUUCCCCAAGGACAUACCUGGCACAUGCUAUUUCCUGCACAAGUACACCCAUCGCGGCACAGACCCGAUAGCGCCUCAGGUUAAACAUAUAGAAGACGCAUUGAGAGAUUUUGGCAUCGGACAAGAUAAAUCAAACGUCGAAGUUGACAGUGACGAACCCACUUAGUCGUUAUAAAAUCCUGAUGAUAAUUUGAAAUUAUAUCCUUCAAUUUGCUACCAACAUAAAUUUAAGCGAGACACUGUUAACACUGUAAAUACUUAUCUUAAUUGCUUUGUAAACUGUUGAUUUAAAAACUUUGUUCAUCAAAAUUUUUGCAAAGUUGAAGUACUCUUAAAAGUUAAGCACCGCUUUCGUUUUGUAUACAUCAUUUGAAUAGAAUAGAAGGAUAUAAUUGCAGCUACUACUAUUUGUUGUUGUAACAACGGGGUGUAUUACAUUUUUUUAUUAAAUGCCUCACUAAUGAUAUUAUGAUCUCUAUCAAUAAAGAUAUUAAUGAUGUAACAAUUUUUACUCACAAAGUUACAGGUUUGUUAAUUGAUGUCCCUUAAACUUUUCUUCUUAGUGAAUGUGAUGUUGUACUUAAAUCUAAUGUACAUAAAAGUACGAAACUGAAUACGAAACUCUAUUAGAUAAUUAAUAGUGAUCUAUGUAAAGCUUUACGACAUUGUUUAUAAGAGAAUGUAAAUAAAGUUGAAUCUGGGAUAAUUACGACUUACAUAGCUGUAAUGCAAUUUGCUGUAUUUAAAUAUAGUGUUGAAGCAGCAAAGUUGAGAUAAUUACUUUUCAGUAUAAUCACUUAGUAAGGUAACGUAAAAAUAAUCUCACUAACAACAGUAGUUCAUUUCUAGUAAACAAAAACGCUUUACUAAGUCCUUUUAAUAUUUUUUACAAAAAUAUUCAACUAAAAACUUUCGUUGUUAGUAACUGUUGAAGUAAUCAACUCAAAAAUCAGCUGCCAUAGAGUACGUAAGCAUAAAGGAUAUGUAGAUAUAAAGACAUUAAGUCAACAUUUUGCACCCCUAUUACUAUUUACAGACUGAAACGCCCAUUGUUUCCGUAUGUGCAAUUAGGUACAUUGUCAGUUUUUGACAGUUUAACACUCAUUUAUUGUAUUAACUUUUUGAAUGUACUAAAUGGUUUUUAAAAGGAUUUAAUAUUGCCUCUGCAAGAUUUUAUUUUGUGAAAACAUCUCAAUUUAAAUAUUGUGGUGUAAUAACUUUUAUUGAAUGGAUCACUAAGGCGAAAGUCGACAUUUACUGGAGAUUCAGUCAAAUUCAGUUUGUUGGAUUAGUUAUGUUGAAAUUUCGUUUCCUGAAUUCUGGAUACAUUGUUGUUAUUUAUUACUCAUUAAUAACUUUAGUAAUUGGUUUAAACACGCAUUUCUCAGGCCCACUUGCAGCAAAUUUGCUUAAGCUCGAUUCAACAAAAACUUGAUUUGAACCAUAAAAAAAUGUCUAAACGCCAAUGUCAAUUUAUCGUUUAGUCUUGUAUGGGACGAAUCUAGUUUUAGUGAAAUUGAGAUGUUACAACAUUUCUGCAAGUGGAAGUAUGAAUCGUUAUUAUAACAUUGUUAAUGAAACAAUAGAUUUUAAAAAUUGAAAGUUUUACGUUCAUGUAGAUCAAACAUACUGUCUACUAUGUAAUAUAGGUACAGAAUGCUAUAAAAUUAUUAAGUCGACAUUCCUUUACUUCUGUUUCAACAGAAACUGUGCAUUCAGUGGAAACUAAAACAUUGCUUGUAACUUUGAAAUCGGAGAAAUUUAUAUAGUUGUAUGUAUGUACAAUAGGUGUAUGCUAUUUAGGUAAUACUUUGAGCGAUAAAUGUACUCAUAGCGCAAUAUAUAUAUACUUUUCCAGAACUAUCUAUAGGAUAAGCCUUUCAUGGUAAGAUCUUUUUACUAUACACACGAAAAAGCGUAAGUUCUAAAGUAGUUAAUAUGCCUACUGGAGUAAAUUAAAUAGAUUAGACUAUUGUAAGAAGCUUCAUUGCAACUUUUAAAAAUGCUUCAGGUUUUUUUCCUUUAUUGCAAGAAUAAAGUGGCUGGUGUUUACAAUAGUGUAAAUAUAGUAAUGGCUUAGUAUAUACUCGUUACCCUUGUCUUGUUUGAAUUCUCCGUUGGAAGAAGGAAAACCGCUUUCCCGUCCUGUCAGUUAAAAUUUUAAAAAUGCGAGCCAAAUUAGCCUCAUUAUUCUCCAAGCAACUUCACCUUGCAAUGCCUUUUUUCUUAAAUUAAUAUAAACUUUACAAUCUGUUUCACGUUAGAAUCUCUCUUAGUUUUACCCACGCCGCAGAACUCAUUACAAUAAAUUAGCAAGUAAAAUAAAAGAUAAACGACGGGAUGGGAUGAACAUUUGAAAUCUGUGUUAUUUGGGAAGAGGUGGGGGCGACUAUUGUCUGGUGUUCGUGGUAGAAUUUUAUUGCAUACGAUUGUUGACCAAACGUUUGCUUUUUUUUAUUUUAUGCCUGGUGAUAAGGCUUGAUGGAGGGUACUUUAUGACAUUUAACCUUUUUUAUUUUUCCCAAGAAUCUAUUUCGGACACACAACCUUUAAUUUUUAAAACUAAAAGAGAUGAAACGGUAAGUAGGCACACAUUUCUUAAUAUAUGUAUUUUUUUAUAAUCACAUUAAAAAUAUGCUAAGCACUCUAUUACAUAUCCUUUUAUCAUUUCGGGAACAUUACAAUAUAUGCCUUGCGUAUAUCAAGGUUUCAGUUACGUAUUUUUACUACUACCAGGCCUAUAAAUACGUCAAAGUCCUAAUUUUAAGGCUUAAUCUCACAGUGGUCCAAAUAUAGUCAAAAACUAACUUUACUAGUUUUGUCAUUCAAAAAUGAUAAUAAUUGAUUAAAUUAAUUCACAAAUUUGAAUGAUUUUCAUAAAAUAGUAAAUGGUCACCUAAAAAUACAAGUCGUAACUUAAAGAUUAGGUUAAGCUACCAAUUGUGUUUUUAAAGAUUUACAAAUUUAUUAUACACGCUUGAGCAAAAAUUAAUGUCUAUAGUCCGUAAUUUCUGAUCGAAAUAGAAGAUAAAUAUGUUAACAUAGUGAUAAAUAUUGUUUACUUAAAAUCAUAGUGAAUUCCAGACAACUAUUAAGUAUUUUACAAAAAAAAGGAAUUGAGUUCACAAUUUCAGAGUAAUAAUAAUAAAAAAUAAAAUAAAAAUGGCAUUUGACACAGACUUAAAUUUAUUAUGUUUAAAUUGUGUU